AUGCCCGGAGAGGGCCUAGGGGGCGGCUGGGCAGCUCGGGUGCAGGGGUGUCGUGAGUGGCUGGAGGCCCUGAGGUCAGGGCAGGGGAGCGAGGAGCCCGAGGAAGUGGGGUGGACAGCAGACGGGCAGGCAGGGGCACUGGCCGGGAGCCCCUCCCCGUCUGGAGGCCCUUUGGGAGCCCCCAGCAGCCAGGUGGGGGGAUCCUUUAACCCCCCGCCACAGCUCAGUGCCUACACCCCAGUGGGAAGCCCCAGGCUGGGCAUGCACCCCAGUCCAGGUGCCCAGUCCCUAGGGGCUGGGGAGACAGGCAGGAGCCUGAGGUCCUCUGAGAAGAGCAGCAGCUGCCGAUGCUCCCCCACUGGGCCUCUGGGGCUGGGCCACUCAACCCAGGCCCGGCAGGCAGCCCCGGGGCCCGCUCGGCCCGUGGCCAUCCUCUUCCAGGCGAGGUCUCAGGGUCCCCGGCGGGGCCCGAGGGUGGUAGGCCGCCCUGCAGGGGAAGUCCCUGUUCUCGCCCGGGAUGGAGGGCACCUGCGCCGUGGGGCUCCCCACCUCCCCACAACCGAGGGGACAAUGAAAUCAGGAGGGCAAAGGGCCCAGCCAGCCGCGGGAAGGUCUGUUGAUCCACGGCCGGGCCCCCCCACCUUCCGGCGGCCCAGCCCGGCCUCCGACAGCCUUGAUAAAUAUUUGUCGAAAAGAGUAAGUGGAUGGAAACCUCCGACCUCGCGGCUGCCAGAUGUGGGGUGCCGCCCGGGCUGUCACUGGCGGGGACCUCGCUUCCACCUUGUUCCCUUCCUGGGCGCCGGGACCCGACCCCCCUCCCGGGGCCAGGCGGGGCGGCUCCCUCUCGGGCAGUGUCAGGCAGGGCCAGGGCCGCGGCCACUCGCCAGCUCCCAGCUGGCACCCAGGGCUGGGCCUGGGCAGCUGUGCUGGGGUGUCGGCCAGGGCGCCCUGCAGUCCCCUCCACCCACCCUCAUCCCCCAAACCCAGAAUGGUGGAAAAACAGCCCCGGCCAGUCGUCGGAGAAUGCGGGCGCCGGGAAGUCAGGGCUCAGUCGGCUGUGGGGGGGGGCCCGGAGGAGACCAGGGGGCAGGGGAAGAGGGGGCUCCCACGCCCCUGGGGGUCCCCGCGCACCCGGGGAGAGGGGAGCGCACAGGCGGGGCUGGAGGGAGCAGCGAGUCCCUGGAGUGUGACCCGGGACAGAGCUCCUGGGGCCCCCGACAGCUGCCCCCCCAGAGACGGCGCCCCCGGGGACAAGGGGAAGGGACUGCGCCCCCGAAGCUGCCCGACACGGCGGGACCACUGCCUCAGCCCGGCGGGCGCACCCGGGGUUUGGAAACGGAGGUGUCCGACGGGGAAACGGACGGCGGCAGCCGGGGACCCCGAGACCACCCGGCCCCGGACGGGUACCCGCCGCUGGUCCCCCCAGUCGAGGCGCCCCCGACCCCGCUGCCCCUGCCGCGUCCCCCUGUCGUCCCCUCGGGGCCGCGGCCCGGGUGCUCACCGCGCGGCGCCGCCCAGGGCUGGGGCUCCUCUGCGCGCCGCGGCGCCGCCGUCCUCCGGGGCCGCUCGUCCCCGCGGCGCUGCGGGCUCCGGGUCAGCGCCGGCCCCGCGCCCGCUCCAGCCGCGCGAACUGGGCGACAGCGACACCGGGCGGGGGCCGGGGGCCGGGGGCGGGCGCCGGGGGUCCCGCAGAAGCGCCCGCGCCCCAUCUCCCUGGCGCGCCCUCCGGCGGGUCUGCUGCUCCCCCCGAGAGCCGGGUCCGCGACCCCCGGGGUGUCUGCGCUCGGCGCCCUCCCCCUGGCCCCCCGGGAGCCUCCAACUUCGAACCGCGGUGCCCCCCCGAUUUGCCCCCUGAUUGGCCGGGAGGGUGGACCCCCCCUCACUGCCCACCGCGCUCCCGGGCGACGCCGUUCGUUCAUCGCGGAGCAGGUCGGGUCAAGGGGAGGAGAAACCCCCCACUCGCCGAGCGCAAGGUCCCUCCUGCCCGUGUCCACUCCCUGGUAA
This is a messenger RNA of Choloepus didactylus (southern two-toed sloth), 2004 nucleotides long. Its product is annotated as collagen alpha-1(I) chain-like. The record is from RefSeq and is a predicted model, not a curated record. The transcript is spliced from 6 exons. Bases 1 to 2004 code for a protein of 667 amino acids. NCBI's taxonomy places the organism in Eukaryota, Metazoa, Chordata, Mammalia, Pilosa, Megalonychidae.